This is a messenger RNA of Poeciliopsis prolifica (blackstripe livebearer), 883 nucleotides long. RefSeq lists its product as uncharacterized. Bases 129 to 797 code for a protein of 222 amino acids. The record is from RefSeq and is a predicted model, not a curated record. NCBI's taxonomy places the organism in Eukaryota, Metazoa, Chordata, Actinopteri, Cyprinodontiformes, Poeciliidae. The transcript is spliced from 3 exons.
GCUGGUCUGCGCAGCUUCCGGUUUCGAUCUAACUCGUUCCUCUGUAUCCGGAUCGGAACCGGGACGCUCCAGAACCGGAUCGCAGCAGAUGACCGCAGGCAGCCAAUCAGAGAGCGGCGGCGGCAGUGAUGUCGUGGGUGGCGCAGCGCUACAGUGACAUCAGCCCGGUGACUCUGCAGGUGAUGGGCGGAGCCAUGAGCUCCAGCCUGUACUGCCAGCAGGUGGAGGGUCUGUCGCAGGUGGAGUCCUUCCUGGUGGAGCUCUACCGCUGCAAGGUGUGUCAGUUCACCUGUGGCCUGAAGGCGGCCAUCGGCAGCCACCUUCUGCUGCGCCACCACCCCGCCGCCCUGACCUGCCUGACCGGACCCGACGGUCAGCAGGUGAGCCAGGAGGAGGCGGAGCCAGAGUCGCCCUACCGGCUGAGUCUGGACGGAGAGUCCAAGCACAGCAACGAAGACGAGGACUUCCUGCUCUACGACAUGCUGGGCGGCAUGAGCCCGCCCACCUGUGACAUCAGCACAGAGGAGGGGCUUCAGGUGGCACACACCUGUGAGGUCAGCACUCUGUUUGAGGGGUCCUCCAUGUUCCCCCUGAAGGGGGCGCCAGUGGAGCUGUCCUGUCCCGCCACGCCUCCCUCCACCCUGGAGCAGACGGACCAGUCCGCCCAGUCCGCCCACCUCAUGACCCUGGGACUCUGUCGCAUCUCCUCCGUCAGACCUCCGCCCGCCGACGGCCGAGACCAGAGGGCAGGCGAGGCUCCGCCCCCAGGCCGGUUGCCGUGUCCCCUCUGUCCCUGACGCUCCCGUCAGAACGCCUGCUGGACGUCCACGUCCGGUCGCACCGAGCCGCCGGCGGCUUCGGCUGCAGCCGCUGCGGCCGAACU